AAGGCCCAGCCAGACGAACCAGCGAGGACGACGCAGGGGGCAUAACCUCCCAGUAACCUUGUAUUGGUGCAACUGUUACCAACCGAACGUGAGCCGUCUCACCGGUAGACUUCAAGCAGCAUAGUCUGUAGCGGGGAGAAUUCAGAAACGGUCGCUGUCUACGCGGAACGUAGAUAGUGUACAGCAGCCUCGCUGCCCAGGACUCUUCUCUACAUCGACCACACCCCCAAUGUACGAACAUGGAUCGAUCUUCGUCAACAACGGUGGCCAAGUUCAUCCAACGCUUUCGUCAGAGUGAGCCCCUCCCACGUGAAGAACGGCGAAGACGAAGGGAAGAAGCGACGGAGGGAGAUUUCUGGUGGACGCGAUCUCAAGAGAAAUUUGGUGAGGCAACUGAAGCGGUGCGAUCGAGGUGUAACGAUAUCGAAGACCUGCCAAGCACCCACGUCGCAGAAAUCGUGAAACCUCCUCCCUACCUGGAAUCGGGCAAAGGCAAAUCACCUCAACCCAGCAUCGGAAGCCCUUCGAAGCAAAGCGAAUCUGAUGAUUGCGAGAACAAGCGCCGAAUGCUUGACCAGCUUGCUGUCCUUGAGGGAUCACAAACCCCCCUCAAUUCACCUCCAGGGCGUCCUGCCCAUGAUGAAUUGCCCACACAACUUUCCACAAGCGGGUCGGAGGCGCCUGAGCUCGUGAACGACAGACUGGCGACGGCAGAGGUGGAGGCGGCCGAUACAAAUGUAGACGAGACGGGAGUACACGUGUCAAUUGGUCUUGACGCUGAAAGCUUGGUGCAGGACAAAUCCAUCAAUGCGUGUGACAGAGGAGGUGACGAACUUGAGACUCUAGACGUCCGCGCCCGCACUUUGCUGGAAGAAUGCCGGCAGGUGCUCGCACCGUCAUCAACCAUCACAUUAGAUCAGGUGCGGUCGUUUACAUCUUCUGCUUCUCAAAGCAACGGGCCAAUCAUCGCCGCGUUGGAUAACCUUCCAGAAGAGCUGGAGAAACGCGCGUGGAUGCUUUUGAACAACUGCGAGGAGCCGCCACUGCUGCCAACGUACAACGAGGAGGUUCUAGCAGUGCCUUGCAGCAGCAAACCUCCUGCUCUUGAUACACAGGGCGAUCUCGUCCGCCUAGGUGAGGACGACGGAAAAACAGCAAAGGUGCUCCUUCGCAGGAACCCUCCGGGGGGCGUCGUCGCUAGACCCUUUGGCGAAAGGGAAGGCGCGUACCACUUGGACCAGGAACGUGGCUGGCAACCAACAUGUUCGAGCGAUGUUGGAAAUUUGGGCGAUGUUAAUGUCGACUCGAUAGGGCGUGUUUUCCCCACAAUUACGGACUCAAGAUAUUCGAACAAUGAGCGCACCUGGUACAGCCCAGCAUUGGACAGCAGUGGUGUUCAAGAACGGAUGUCGUCGAUGACGCUUGCAACAACCCCCGGGGAGGAAGACUGGUUUCGCCGAGAUCCUGUACUCUCGGCAUUGCUGCGGCGCCAUGAUGAGGUCGAGACGGAGCUCAAGAGGCGGCGAGCACUCGAGCCAAACGGCGAUUUGGUGUCCUAGCCCUUGUGGUGCAAAAGCAGGAUGUAAAUACACG
Molecule: messenger RNA, 1593 nt
Organism: Ectocarpus siliculosus
Lineage: Eukaryota; Phaeophyceae; Ectocarpales; Ectocarpaceae
Source: the annotation of a GenBank genome assembly